Messenger RNA from Manihot esculenta (cassava), 3237 nucleotides. RefSeq names its product SART-1 family protein DOT2. The record is from RefSeq and is a predicted model, not a curated record. Gene Ontology annotation, biological process: maturation of 5S rRNA; mRNA cis splicing, via spliceosome. Gene Ontology annotation, cellular component: U4/U6 x U5 tri-snRNP complex. The coding region runs from base 314 to 3037 and encodes 907 amino acids. NCBI's taxonomy places the organism in Eukaryota, Viridiplantae, Streptophyta, Magnoliopsida, Malpighiales, Euphorbiaceae. The transcript is spliced from 13 exons.
GUUCACUUGUUCUCUCCGUUAGUUAUCAGGGUUCAGAGACUUUCUAUCAAAGCAAAACCCUAAUUUGUUCGUCCUCACGAGCUUCUGCGCAAUUUAACUUUCUCGUUAUAGUCUCUAAAGCAGAGUUCUGGAUUUUUCAGGGUUCUUCUGUAUCCUAAUACAAUUUGAACUUGAAUUUUUUGGGUGGGGACCCUGACCCUUCUGCCCCACGCUCAUCGUGUUUUCUUCUCACUUCUCCAGCCCUAGCCGCCGCAUCUUCCAUUUUUGGAAGUAGCGGAUAGCGGAAAUAUCACUUCUGAAUCUAAUAGCUGCAAUGGACAUGGACUGGUCUGAAUCCAGAUACAAGCGACACAAAGAGAAGGAUGGUCUAGAUGAUUCUCCUAGAAAACAACAUUUGGAUGGAGCAUAUGAUGAGGAUGGCACUGAAAAAUUGAGUAAGCAUUCUAGUAGGGAUAAGGACCGGAGGAAGAGCAGCAGAGGAGAAGACAGGGACACAGAUCAUAGAAACAAGGACAGAGAACGUUCCAAGAGAACUACUGAAGAUUUGGAGAAGGAGCAAGAGGACUAUGUGGAUAAGGAGCGUGGCAAAGAUAGGAGUAGGGAUAGCAAGGCAAAGGACAAAGACCAUGAUCGUGAUAAGUCUAGAGAGAAGGACCGUGAGCGUGACAAGGAUAGGAAAGAACGAGGGAUGGAAAAGGAGCGAGAAAGAGAGAGAGAUAUUGAUAAGGAAAGGGGAAAAGAGAAGAACAGGGAAAGGGAGAGAGAAAGAGAAAGAGGGAAGGAGAAGGAGAGAGAGAAGUAUAAGGAUCGAGAGAAGGAGAGGGAAAUUGAUAAAGAUAGAGAUAGGGAAAAAGGAAGAGAGAAGACUAAGGAGAGGGAAAGAGAAGCAGAUCAUGAGAAAGAAAGGUUGAGAGAAAAAGAUAAGUUGAGCAAAAGAGUCUAUAGCGAAGACUAUGAUAGAAGCAAGGACGAUAUAGUUGAAUUGAGCUAUGAAAAUAGCAAGGAUAGAGAUGAUUCAAAGCAAGCGAAUGCUUCCUUUGAUGAUGACUAUGAGCAAAAAGUUGAAGGUAAAUCUGGUGAAGGAUAUGCAUCUGCCUUGGCACUUGAGGGGCGCAUUUCUAAGAUGAAAGAAGAAAGAUUAAAGAAAAAUUCAGAAGGCUCUGAGGUUUUAGCAUGGGUUAAUAGGAGUCGAAAGCUUGAAGAGAAAAAGAAUUCUGAAAAGGAGAAAGCCAAGCAGCUAUCAAAGAUUUUUGAGGAGCAGGAUAAUAUUGUUCAAGGAGACAGUGAAGAUGAGGAGGAAGCUGAGCAUCUCACUCAUGAUCUAGCUGGAGUUAAGGUCCUGCAUGGCCUUGAAAAGGUAAUGGAAGGUGGAGCAGUUGUCUUGACACUCAAAGACCAGAGUAUACUUGCAGAUGGUGACAUUAAUGAAGAGGUUGACAAGCUUGAAAAUGUGGAAAUUGGAGAGCAGAAGCGUCGGGAUGAGGCUUAUAAGGCUGCAAAGAAGAAGACAGGGAUUUAUGAUGACAAGUUCAAUGAUGAUCCUACUGCUGAGAAGAAAAUACUUCCACAAUAUGAUGAUUCAGCUGUAGACGAGGGGGUCACUCUUGAUGCAAGGGGAAGGUUCACUGGUGAAGCUGAGAAAAAAUUGGAAGAGCUUCGUAGAAGGCUACAAGGUUCUUCCACAAAUAAUCGCUUUGAAGACCUAACUGCCUUUGGAAGGAUCUCAUCGGAUUACUACACACAAGAAGAGAUUCUUCAAUUUAAGAAGCCCAAGAAAAAAAAGUCCCUGCGCAAGAAAGAGAAGCUGGAUAUAAAUGCCCUUGAAGCAGAAGCUGUCUCAGCUGGAUUGGGUGUUGGAGAUCUUGGUUCUCGAAAUGAUGGGAGAAGGCAGGCAAUUAGGGAGGAAAAAGAGAGAUCUGAAGCUGAAAUGAGAAGCAAUGCAUAUCAGUCUGCAUAUUCUAAAGCGGAUGAGGCUUCUAAAUCACUGCGACUGGAACAAACUCUUCCUGCUAAACUGGAUGAAGAUGAAAAUCCUGUGUUUGCAGAUGAUGAUGAGGAUCUUUAUAAAUCCUUAGAAAGAGCUAGGAAAUUAGCUCUCAAAAAGCAAGAGGAGGAAGCAUCAGGUCCUCAAGCAAUUGCUCGCCUAGCUGCCACCACCACUACAGGCAGUAACAUUGUGGAUGAUCAAAACCUUACAACUGCCGAGUCACAAGAAAACAAGAUUGUCUUCACAGAGAUGGAAGAGUUUGUCUGGGGUCUCCAACUGGAUGAAGAGGCCCAUAAGCCUGACAAUGAUGAUGUUUUCAUGGACGAGGAUGAAGCACCAUCAAGAGCUGCUGAUCAAGAAAGAAAAGAUGAACCUUGUGGUUGGACAGAAGUUAAAGAAAUUGAUGAAGAUGAAAACCCUGUUAAUGAGAAUCAGGAGGAUAUAGUUCCAGAUUUAACUAUUCAUGAAGCUCCAGUUGGUAAAGGACUGUCUGGUGCAUUGAGUUUGCUUAAAGAGCGAGGAACACUUAAAGAAAGUAUCGAAUGGGGUGGAAGAAACAUGGACAAGAAAAAGAGUAAACUUGUUGGUAUAGUAGACAAUGAUGUUGAUAAAAAUAAAGACAGAUUUAAGGACAUUCGAAUCGAAAGGACAGAUGAAUUUGGGCGUAUUAUGACUCCCAAAGAAGCCUUUAGGAUGAUUUCUCAUAAAUUCCAUGGAAAAGGACCUGGCAAAAUGAAGCAAGAAAAGCGCAUGAAGCAAUACCAGGAAGAACUGAAGUUGAAGCAAAUGAAAAAUUCAGAUACACCAUCAUUGUCUGUGGAGCGGAUGAGAGAAGCCCAGGCUCAGUUGAAAACACCCUACCUCGUCCUCAGUGGUCAUGUUAAGCCAGGGCAAACCAGUGAUCCCAGAAGUGGUUUUGCAACUGUUGAGAAGGAUCUUCCGGGCGGCCUAACACCCAUGCUUGGUGACAAAAAGGUUGAGCACUUCUUGGGAAUAAAACGCCAGGCUGAGGCUGGGAACUCUGGCAUGCCAAAGAAGCCAAGAACUUGAAGACACCAUGAAAAUUUUGAAACUGUUGUAAACUUGAGGUUGAAGUUUGUAGAGACGAGACUGUUAAUAUAUAUGAUUGGCUAAGAAGUUUGUUUGUUAUGAGUUAGCUGAGGUGUUAGCUUGUCAGUUAACGAGCUAUGUAGGCACUUGUAGAGAAGCUUGCUAAUCAAUAAAAGCAUGCAUUAUUCUCGGUUGGAUCA